AUGGAAAUAAAUUUUAAGGGAAAAUGUGCGUUGGUUACGGGGGCUACACAAGGCAUUGGGAGAGAGAUAGCUAUACAACUCCACAAAGGAGGAGCUAAGGUUAUAGCGGUUGGAAGGAACAAGAAUCUUUUGGAUACCUUAAAAGGCGAGUUUCCACAAAUAACAACCAUACCUCUGGACCUCGCAAAUUGGAGUGAAACUGAGAAAUUAUUGAACAAGGACAAAAUUGGUCCUGUGGAUCUUCUGGUUAACAAUGCUGGGUUAGCGGUGCUAGGCCCUCUAACAGAAGUUCAAGAAAGUGAUGUCGAUAGGCUGCUGAAUAUCAACGUUAAGGCUCUUAUACACGUCACGAAACUGGUUGUUGCCAACCUGCUGGCGAGAAAAACCCCAGGCGCGGUGGUGAACGUCUCGUCGCAAGCCUCGCAGGCCGGCCUCUUGAACCACACCGUCUACUGCGCAAGCAAGGGCGCGGUGGACGCGUUCACGCGCGCCUGCGCUUUGGAAUACGGCCCUAGCGGCAUCAGGGUGAACGCCGUCAACCCUACCGUCAUCAUGACGGACAUGGGGCGGCUGGGCUGGUCCGAUCCCGGCGUGGCCAAUCCCAUGCUCCAGAAAAUUCCGCUGAGAAGGUUCGGGGAAGUCAAUGAAGUUGUAGAUGCCGUGCUAUACUUUCUGAGUGACAAAUCGAGCAUGAUAACCGGCACAACGCUUGCUAUAGAUGGCGGGUUUUUGGCUUGUUAA
Molecule: messenger RNA, 741 nt
Organism: Brassicogethes aeneus
Lineage: Eukaryota; Metazoa; Arthropoda; Insecta; Coleoptera; Nitidulidae
Source: the annotation of a GenBank genome assembly